CUGCUGUUCAGUCAGACACCAGCUUCCUGCUGUCUUUAAUACAAAAACUAAUCGUUAACGUCGGAGUUUUUCUUAGUCUAAAGAAUAUGGAAAGCUGCACAAAAUUGUGGACUGAUGAGGAGGUCCGGGCAUUUCUUUCGAUUUACGCAGACGAAGAGAUCCAGGGGGACUUUGAGUCGUCGACUCGAAAAGAAAAAGUAUACCAGAAGAUCUCGAAGCGCUUGUCUGAACUCGGAAUCAACCAUAACGCUAAGCAAUGCCGUGAAAAGAUUAAGAAAAUGAAGCAAGACUACAAAAAGGUCAAAGACCACAAUAAUCGCAGCGGUUCCGACCGACGGAGCGGCAAAUGGUUCGCCGCGAUGGACGCGAUUCUGGGACACCGACCGGAGUACUGCGGGAUUGUAGGCGUCAGAGACUCUUCUGUUCAUUUCUACGAAACAGAAAACAGCAUGAUCCCGCAGACAGAAGAACUGCCACCAGAAGAUGAAAAACCCAUCAUCCUGAUGCCUCCGAGCGUGGUGCAGCCCCUCGGCUCUUCCAGUCCUCGGCCUUCCAGCCCCGCGUCCUCCAGCUCAGCGGCGUCUUUUCCGUCCACCGCCUCCCCUCAUGUGCGCAAACACCUGAGAGGAAAAAGGAAGAGAGAUGAUUACUUUAUUGCUGCAAUGAUGGACAUGGAGCAGAGAACAGUGGAGGUGCCUGAGACAAGGCCAGGAGGAGAGAAAUCAGCUGCUGCACCUCAUGCUGGAGCAUGACGCCCAGGAGGCCGCAGCACUACGAGAAGAGGCUGCCGCUCUACGGCACGAGUGGGAGGAAGAAAGACGUGAGAGGAGCGCCUUUCAUCAGGGAUUUCUGUGUGUCCUUGACCGGCUUGUCCAAGUAAUGGACAAGAGGAACCAGCAUCCAGUGAACUGAUGCUUUAUUGAGAUCCUCUUUUCUCUUUUUCUUUUUUUUUUUGUCUUGCACUGG
Thalassophryne amazonica is the source of this 966-nucleotide messenger RNA. Its product is annotated as zinc finger and SCAN domain-containing protein 29-like. Bases 87 to 752 code for a protein of 221 amino acids. Lineage: Eukaryota; Metazoa; Chordata; Actinopteri; Batrachoidiformes; Batrachoididae. The transcript is spliced from 3 exons. The record is from RefSeq and is a predicted model, not a curated record.